This is a messenger RNA of Salvelinus namaycush (lake trout), 1155 nucleotides long. Its product is annotated as tumor necrosis factor receptor superfamily member 4. NCBI's taxonomy places the organism in Eukaryota, Metazoa, Chordata, Actinopteri, Salmoniformes, Salmonidae. Gene Ontology annotation, molecular function: cytokine binding; signaling receptor activity. Bases 1 to 876 code for a protein of 291 amino acids. The transcript is spliced from 7 exons. Gene Ontology annotation, cellular component: external side of plasma membrane. Gene Ontology annotation, biological process: regulation of cell population proliferation. The record is from RefSeq and is a predicted model, not a curated record.
AUGAUGAUCCUGUCUAGAUUCUGGGUGCUCAUCUAUUUGUGUGCUUUUAUUUGUAAUGGAUUUUUAAAUCCUGUGGAGGCUUAUAAAUGCAAAAUAGGUGAGAGGAAAAGUAGAGGAAACAAGGGACAGUGUGAACCGUGCCCCGACGAGGCCUUCCAGGCAGUACCAAAUGAAUCUCAGAAAUGUCAACCCUGCAACUCCUGCAAUGAGAGUUCUGGGAGUGAGGUAAUAUCAAAGUGCACAAAGACUUCUAAUGCUAUAUGUCAGUGUCGUGGAGGAUUCACUAACAGUGUCAAAGACUCUACGAUAUGCAAGUGUCCCGUGGGUUCUGGGUUGGAUAAAUCAGGUAUAAUAAGCAAAUGCCGUGAAUGUGAGCAUGGAUUCUUUACCACCGACAAGGACUCUACAUGUGCGAAAUGGCGAGAAUGUGGUAGUGGUGGAGUGAAGACUUCAGGCACUACGAUGGCAGAUGUAAUCUGUAAUGAAGAGUCAGAGUCAGACGGGAAGACCCUCCCCUCAAUGCAGCCCACUUCCCCCUCUGGCUCUAUCCAGACUGUAUCUAAGUCCUUGAUCCAGAACCAGAGCCAAGGGUCAUCUCCUCAUCCCGAUGUCCCCACUGUAACACCAACCCUCACUGGUCCCAAGUCCUCAACGGCAGACUAUGGCCAAGUAAUGCUACUCAUUGGAAUUGUCCUGCUGCUUACUUUUCUACUUACCGCUGUGACCUGCAACCUGGUCAUCCUUCCUUGCAUCAAGAACUACAAGAACCCGAGUGUCAAAGCAGCCCAGGACUCAAUGUGCCGGAGGCCAGUUGAAGAAAGUGGGGACAACAGUCUCUCUUCCCUGGUGAAAACACCAAGCUUGGGGGAGCCAUGAUGGAAAAACCUGGUUAUCUGUCUGUCGAAAUGCUGCAAUUAUUCUCAAUGUUACUCAGAAUAAAUGUAUUUUAAACCAGAAAACACUUCAAACACCUGUUUGAAAAUUCAAAAAUAUGGUCAAUAUUUGAUUCCCAUGUAAUCUGUUAUUAUGGAAAAGCAUGUUAGGUAAGUCUAUUACUUUGCCUUGCCUCCUUAGCAACAAGAUGGUUGUUAUUUGCUGCUCUGGGAGAUCCGCAUGAUGUUAUUUUCACAAAUGGGCUACUGACAAACUUCUGAG